Messenger RNA from Enterospora canceri, 936 nucleotides. Lineage: Eukaryota; Fungi; Microsporidia; Enterocytozoonidae. The record is from the annotation of a GenBank genome assembly.
AUGUCAGUCUCAGUCCAAUGCAAGUUGCAGAAUACAGUCACAUUGCUAAGAAUAUCAGAUGAAUCAAUCGUAGUCAACAACAGUAGCAUCGAAUACAGUACCAUUCUAUCAGUCCAUUCCAAAAGCACCCUACUAAAAAUCAAGCAAAAUAGUUCAGAAAUCAUCCUUGAAUUCACCAGCACCAAUACGGCUGAUUUAGUCAAAUUAAUCAUCAACUCCAAAAUAAGCCAAAUAAUCAGAGUGACCCAGAAUGAGUAUCCUAUCAUCACUGGCACAUACAUCAAUAGAGAACUGAUACCAGAGAAUAGCAGGUGUAAAAUAGCCUACAGAAAUACUGAAUCAGAUAAGGAUGCAUUUAUUACUAGAAUAGUAUCAAACCAGUUUGUAUUCAGCACCCUGGUUGCCCUGGAUAAGACGUGCAACCAGGUCUACAACAUCUUCAAUACGUCAAACUGGAUCAAUAGCAAGAACACCAGUAAUGAAUUUGAUAGAAUAAUUGAUACUGAAAUCAAGGCACAAUUCCAGUUGAAUAACACCAGUAGAAUAAACAGAAUUGGAUUCACAGAAGUAGGGGGAGUUAGAUCAGAAGCCACUCUUAAGACAGGAAGUAGAAGAGUGGCCUACAAGUUGGAUGGAGAUGCCUUCUACAGUUCAAAUCAGCCCUCACUUGAGCAAACCAGUCAUUUCAGCCCAUUCACCAUUUCCAUUCCAGUUGAACCAGAAACAGUGAUUUGCUGUGGUAGAUCACCACAAUUUGAUAAGACUGACUUCCAGGCAGCAGCUGAGUUCACCAAAUUGGUUCAUAAUUCAGAUCAUACUGAUAUUCUACAGGCUGCUAAUCAAUUUGAAACAGAUUUGAUCAAAAUGAUCACUGGUAAAUAUGGAUCAGAUGCCAUGGAAUACGUUAGUGGAAUAGUUAGGAAUAAAAAUGAGUAG